CUGUUUCUAUCUUCCCCACUCUCUCCCUUCCCCUCUCUCCUGUCGUUCGAUUCUGCUCUCCCACAUAUAUCCCCUCCUCUCCUUUUCCCCUCCUAUUCACAAGAGGCGGUCCACUUUAUUGCCAUCUUUAUAUUUCGGCAACCAAUCCGUCCCAUUCACUCCUAUUUAAUGUCACCAUUAAUGGAGGCCACCCUUUUCCUUCAAAAUUAGGCGUUCCAAACCCCCAAUUUAAGCUUUCCAAACCCCCAAUUUAAGCUCCCACUUCAGCUCCAAAGGCUGUGCGCGCCACCACAACCUCGCAAGUAUCAACUUUAUAGCCUGUUCCACUACACGUGGGACCACCACAUUGUGAGCAAUAUACAAGCUCUAGUCCCUCCUGGCCUCCCGCAGGCAUUGGCUCCCACUUCUUAUUUGGUCCCAACUACCUCUCUGGUGGCAAUUUAAGAAAGUGUACGCAGCGAGCUAGACCAACAAGUAUAGCGUGUGAGGGUGCAUGAGAGAGAGAGAAGAGAGAGAACAGGUGGUAGCUGGAGUGAAGCAAGAAAUCAGUCUGUCCUAUUAAAUGCCUCUCAUCUCAUCCACCUCCCUUCUAUAAACCUUUCCACCCUCUCCUUCUCCUCCUCCCCCAUCCCACUACUUCCAAAAUAAAAAUACCACUACCUUAGCUCGAUUCAUUACAUCGUUAUUACACCUACAACCCAUUUUAUUUAUAUUAUAUUACCAAAAAAAAAAAACUAACCAAAAGAGUGACUACAGAGCUCAUUGUCAUGGAGAGCAGCACCGUGCUGGUGGUGCUGGCAUGCAUCGCGGCGUACGUGAUCUGGUUCUCGCGGCUGGCGGCGGGCUUGCGCGGCCCGCGAGUGUGGCCGCUGCUCGGCAGCCUCCCCGGUUUGAUCCAGAAUGGCGAGCGCAUGCAUGACUGGAUCGCCGAGAACCUGCGAGCCACCGGCGGCACAUACCAGACCUGCACCUGCGCCGUCCCCGGCCUCGCUCGCCGGCAGGGUCUCGUCACCGUCACCUGCGAUCCCCGCAACCUGGAGUACGUCCUCAAGACGAGGUUCGACAACUACCCCAAGGGCCCCACCUGGCACGCCGUCUUCCACGACCUCCUCGGCGACGGCAUCUUCAACUCCGAUGGCGACACCUGGCUCUUCCAGCGCAAGACCGCUGCCCUCGAGUUCACCACCCGCACCCUCCGCGCAGCCAUGAAUCGCUGGGUCUCCCGCUCCAUCCACCACCGCCUCCUCCACAUCCUCCGCCGCGCCGCCGCCGGCUCCGCCGCCGUCGACCUCCAGGACCUCCUCCUCCGCCUCACCUUCGACAACAUCUGCGGCCUCACCUUCGGGAAGGACCCCGAGACCCUUUCCCUGGGCCUCCCCGACAACGCCUUCGCCAACGCCUUCGACCGCGCCACCGAGGCCACCCUCCACCGCUUCAUCUUCCCGGAGUUCGUCUGGCGCCUCAAGAAAUGGCUCCGCACCGGAAGCGAGGUCACUCUCUCCGAAAGCGUCGUCCACGUCGAAAGGUACAUCUCCGCCGUCAUCAAGAACCGAAAGCUCGAGCUCGGCGAAGAUGGCAGCCACCACGACGAUCUCCUUUCUCGCUUCAUGAAGAAGGGAACCUACUCCGACUCCUUCCUCCAGAGCGUUGCGCUCAACUUCAUACUCGCCGGCCGCGACACCUCCUCUGUAGCUCUCAGCUGGUUCUUUUGGCUCGUCUCCACCCACCCCGCGGUCGAGCGCCGUAUUCUCUUCGAGCUCGCCACCGUCCUCUCCGGUACCCGCGGCACCAACCCUGUUGCCUGGGUUUCCACUCCCCUCGUCUUCGAAGAGCUUGAUCGCCUUACAUACCUUAAAGCCGCUCUCUCAGAGACUCUCCGACUCUACCCCUCCGUCCCCGAGGACUCGAAGCACGUCAUCGCCGACGACGUCCUCCCGGACGGUACUUUCGUGCCGGCCGGCUCUGCCAUCACCUACUCCAUCUACUCGGCGGGGAGGAUGAAGCCGGCGUGGGGGGAGGACUGCAUGGAUUUCCGGCCGGAGCGGUGGCUGUCACCGGACGGGAAGCGGUUCGAGGCGCACGACUCGUUCAAGUUCGUCGCGUUCAACGGCGGGCCUAGAGUGUGCCUUGGGAAGGACUUAGCAUACCUCCAGAUGAAGUCCAUCGCCGCCGCUGUGCUGCUGCGCCACCGCCUCGCCGUCGUCCCCGGCCACCGCGUCGAGCAGAAGAUGUCUCUCACUCUCUUCAUGAAGUACGGGCUCAAAAUGAACGUCUACGACCGGGACCUCGAUGCCGUCACGGAGGAGCUCCGGCUGGAACAGCGGAAGGUGGCGGUGGAGAGCAGCGGCACCGCCGUUGCUGGCUUUGCCAAGUCUGUUCAGGUGGGGUAGCCAGUGCUCAAGUUUCUUAACUCUUGUUAAGCUUAAGAUGGGUAGAAUUACAAGUUUGGAGGUGGUGUGGAUGAAGGUAGAUAGGUAGGAUGCAAACAAGUUGGUGUGAGUUUGGCGAGGAGAGGAGACCAUAAGGAUUAUUAUGUCCUAGAUGGGUAUUCUAGGAGGAACUAAUUCAAAUGUUACGCUUGAUGUGAUCGACAUAAAUAAUAAGAAAAUGAUGGACGUUAU
Messenger RNA from Elaeis guineensis (African oil palm), 2621 nucleotides. Its product is annotated as cytochrome P450 86A8. The record is from RefSeq and is a predicted model, not a curated record. Gene Ontology annotation, molecular function: oxidoreductase activity, acting on paired donors, with incorporation or reduction of molecular oxygen; iron ion binding; heme binding. NCBI's taxonomy places the organism in Eukaryota, Viridiplantae, Streptophyta, Magnoliopsida, Arecales, Arecaceae.